UGGCUCCACGCACCGGACCGGGCGGAGUGUGGGCGGACAUGGGGCGGGCUGAAGGUGUCGCUGUCGGGCUGGUUUCCCGGGCUCCGGACAGUCCCCUCCAGCCGGUACGUUCGGCGCUGGAAUAGCGGCCAUGGCAGCGGAGCGCCGAGCCUUCGCCCAGAAGAUUAACAGGACGGUGGCUGCAGAGGUUCGGAAGCAGGUCUCCAGAGAAUAUGGCGGGUCUCCACAACUUUCCAAGAAACGAGCAGGAAGUCAGCAAUCGAUCCCCCUGACGGAUGUGGUGGAUCCUCUGGAUUUUGAGGAGUUUCUCACUUGUCACCCCCCUGAAUCAGACUACGAAGCCCUCAGAGACUUGUAUGACUUCCCCGCUGAUGACAUUGAGAUCUUAUAUGAGCCCAGAGAAUGCCGCACACUGGAGCCAGCAGCCCCGGAGGAAGGGAAGCUGGAUGCUCGGGUUCGUGAUGCACUCAAAGUUUAUACCCAUGACUGGGUGAUUGUACAGAGGAGGUCUCAGAGUCUGAGCACGGCGUACACUCCCAUCACCGCAGAACGCCAGCGACAACGGCAGAAAGCUCUGAACCGACAGUUGUAUGAGCUGGAUGAGGCCUCCGAGGAUAGGGGGGUUCCUCCCGAGGAGCAGGAGGAGAAAAAAAGAGCAUCUACAUCGAUGGAUGAGACCCCCCGGGGCAGUUGGGCUUCUAGUAUAUUUGACCUGAAGAACUCUUCUCCAGAUCCAAUACUGCCAGGUCUGCUGGAGAGGACACCACCAGAAGAGGUGGACAGGAUGAACGAUGAGCAACGUAGAGAGAACCGACACCAUCACAUCCUCGCUCUCUAUCCAGCUCCUGAUGAGGAUGAAGCUGUGGAGAGAGAUCGUCGUUCCUGAGGUGCCCAAG
Messenger RNA from Rana temporaria (common frog), 896 nucleotides. RefSeq names its product dedicator of cytokinesis protein 6-like. The record is from RefSeq and is a predicted model, not a curated record. The transcript has 7 exons. Gene Ontology annotation, biological process: small GTPase-mediated signal transduction; positive regulation of GTPase activity. Gene Ontology annotation, cellular component: cytosol. Gene Ontology annotation, molecular function: guanyl-nucleotide exchange factor activity. NCBI's taxonomy places the organism in Eukaryota, Metazoa, Chordata, Amphibia, Anura, Ranidae. Bases 131 to 886 code for a protein of 251 amino acids.